Triplophysa dalaica is the source of this 5372-nucleotide messenger RNA. RefSeq names its product EBF transcription factor 1b (gene ebf1b). The coding region runs from base 471 to 2282 and encodes 603 amino acids. The record is from RefSeq and is a predicted model, not a curated record. Gene Ontology annotation, molecular function: RNA polymerase II cis-regulatory region sequence-specific DNA binding; DNA-binding transcription factor activity, RNA polymerase II-specific. The transcript is spliced from 17 exons. Gene Ontology annotation, biological process: regulation of transcription by RNA polymerase II. NCBI's taxonomy places the organism in Eukaryota, Metazoa, Chordata, Actinopteri, Cypriniformes, Nemacheilidae.
GAAGGGACACAAAUCACUUCAAUUUGAACAAGAGGGGCAUUGGGGCUCCAAGGAUAUUGCCUUCUCAUAUUCACCCACUUUUGCGUUUUCCUUUUUCUGCUUAAGAAAGACCAGAAGAGGAAAAGGAAGAGUUGAGGGGAAAAGUUGUAAGGGAGUUAUGAUAUUUCAUAUUAGAUCUGCCUAAUCGUUCUGUGUUUCUAAAUCAGAAACACCAGCUGGUCCGAGGAAACAUUACCAGUAUACACUGACGGCACAUUUGGAGAAACUGCGUCUUGUUUCCACAUUCCUUGAAUAUAUCGCGGUCUCUUUUCCCUCUUGGAGACGACGGGAUCUGUGUUUGUUUCCAAACUCUUUCAAUCUAAGCGCUGAGCUGUCAGAUCUCUCCCUCUCUCUCUUUUACGCACGGGAGGUGGGCACCUGAGAACGGUAUCGCGCACCGACGGGACGGGAGUGUGAGAGUUCCCAUUUUCAUGUUUGGGAUUCAGGAGAGCAUCCAAAGGAGUGGGAGUACUUUGAAAGAAGAGCCCAUCGGAGCCGGCAUGAACGCAGUCCGAACAUGGAUGCAAGGUGCCGGGGUGCUGGAUGCGAACACGGCCGCGCAGAGCGGAGUGGGGCUGGCCAGGGCGCACUUCGAGAAACAGCCGCCCUCAAAUCUUCGCAAAUCCAACUUCUUCCACUUCGUUUUAGCGCUUUAUGACCGGCAAGGACAACCAGUUGAAAUUGAGAGAACGUCUUUUGUUGGAUUUGUGGAAAAAGAGAAGGAGACAACUGGAGAAAAGACAAACAAUGGAAUACAUUACAGACUGCAACUUCUUUACAGCAACGGAAUCAGAACAGAGCAGGAUUUUUAUGUACGACUAAUUGACUCCAUGACUAAACAGGCAAUCAUCUACGAAGGUCAAGACAAGAAUCCUGAGAUGUGCCGUGUCCUCCUGACUCAUGAAAUCAUGUGCAGUCGUUGCUGUGACAAAAAGAGUUGUGGGAACCGUAACGAGACGCCCUCCGAUCCCGUCAUCAUCGACAGGUUUUUCCUGAAGUUUUUCCUGAAAUGCAAUCAGAACUGUCUGAAGAAUGCAGGAAACCCACGAGACAUGCGACGCUUUCAGGUGGUUGUGUCGACAACAGUGAGUGUAGAAGGACACGUGCUGGCUGUUUCAGAUAACAUGUUUGUGCACAACAACUCCAAACAUGGCAGAAGAGCCCGGAGACUAGACCCGUCAGAGGGAUCGCAGUCAUACCUGGAGCACGCAGCACCUUGUGUCAAAGCCAUCAGUCCCAGUGAAGGCUGGACAACAGGCGGCGCUACUGUCAUCAUCAUCGGAGACAACUUUUUUGACGGUCUGCAGGUCAUCUUCGGCACUAUGUUGGUCUGGAGCGAGCUCAUCACACCUCAUGCCAUCAGAGUUCAGACCCCUCCACGUCACAUCCCCGGGGUGGUCGAGGUCACGCUCUCCUACAAGUCCAAACAGUUUUGCAAAGGCACACCUGGCAGAUUCAUCUACACAGCCCUGAAUGAACCCACCAUAGACUACGGUUUUCAGCGGUUACAGAAGGUGAUACCCCGGCACCCUGGAGACCCUGAGCGUUUGCCUAAGGAAGUGAUUUUGAAGAGAGCCGCAGAUUUGGUGGAAGCACUUUAUGGGAUGCCACAUAACAACCAGGAAAUCAUUCUAAAGCGAGCAGCUGACAUUGCUGAGGCCUUGUACAAUGUGCCGCGAAACCACAACCAGCUGACCGGCCUGACCAACAGCUCCGUCCAUGCGAGCAUGAUGGGAGUGAACUCCUUCACUGGACAGCUCGCUGUUAACGUCUCAGAGUCGUCUCAGGGCGGAAACCAGGGUUACUCUCGUAACACAAGUAGUGUAUCUCCACAUGGUUAUGUGCCAAGCUCCACCCCUCAACAGAGCACUUACAGUACGGUCUCCACCAACAUGAAUGGCUACGGCAACAGUGCCAUGACCAACCUGACCGGCUCGCCGAGUUUCCUGAACGGCUCCGCCGCCAAUUCACCAUAUGCCAUUGUCCCGUCCAGUCCCACCAUGGCCUCAUCCACCAGCCUGCCGUCAAACUGCAGCAGUUCCUCUGGCAUCUUCUCCUUCUCUCCAGCAAACAUGGUUUCAGCUGUCAAGCAGAAGAGCGCCUUCGCUCCUGUCGUCCGGCCUCAGUCAUCGCCUCCACCCACAUGCACCAGCACCAAUGGAAACGGUCUCCAAGAUCAGUCUUUUGUCGACUCUAACAAGUACUCCACAGCCAGCGCACUCCAGGGCCUGGCCUUCUCCUGAAUGAUCCCUGGGAUGAUUGUUCCUCCCAUGUAGGGUGUGUUUGUGUGUGUGUGCGUGCAUGUGUGUGUGUGUGUGUGUUUGUGUGUAGACAGACAGAAAGAUGAAACGCUCUGUCAUGCCACUUGUCUCACCGAGCGUGUGCAGAAGACUCCGGCAUGGGACUGACGCCGCAGUCCUGCUCUGAAGGAUGAAAACCAACAAACUCAGGCCCUUUUUAAACACAAUCUGCUUUGAACUAGAGGAAGAACAAUACGAGAGAGAUAAAAACAUUGAACUGAACUAUUGUACCUCCCUGUUUUAAUGUUUGUACUCACCUUGUUGACACUUUUUAAGAUAAGAGGCACAGCACAGGCAAAGCUUACCCGCCCUAUCUGAACUAUUACAUGAGAGGUCUAUUUAUUUAAGAAAAAACCUUAACAGUUAUUGAUUUGCCAUCGGAUUUGUGUGUUCUUGUUUGUGCCGCCAUUUUUAUGAGAUGACACAGUAUUGCAGUGGUUUCUAUUUAUGAUUUUGUAUGCUGAAUGAAGGAUUACCAGUGAUGUUCAUGGAGGUUAAUGUACCGCUAAAUUUCCAUGCCUGUUUUGGGGUUUUGAGGACACCCUAAUGGCCCUAAUGUCAAUUAGCCAGUCUACAAAAUGUGCCAGCAAUGUGAAUUAAAUUCCCUCAAACUAAGUCCUAAAACUGAUAAAGGGACAAAAAUUAAAUUUAGCUCUUUGACAUUGGGUUAAAACCACAUCAUUUUUGUGUUUGCCAAAUGGAGCAUUGUUGUUGUCAUGUCAUGACCUUUACACUCAUGUUCCAUUAGUUAACAUAAUGCUGCCUUUCAGUUUAACUUCAUACUUUUUAAAUAAAUGGCCAGUUAAAAACUUAGUUUUUGAACACUAGAGAUGCACCGAUAUAUCGGCAAAUAAUCGGUAUCAUGGUUAAAAGCAAUUUGCAGUCUUUUUCUGUAAUUCAGUGGUUUUGACUGUCUAAAAUCUGAAAAAAAAAGAUAACAUAAGAAAUGUUACAUAAAAUUAUGUAAAAAUUUAAAAUGCAGAUGUUACGUCCUGUUGUGUAGAUUCAAGCAUUGUAAUUGCUAAAUUUACAAAAUACAACAAGAUGAAGGUGUUAGUCAACGCAACUUUAAAAAGUUAUCAUAGUUUAAAAACUUAAAAUAUUGACUUGAUAUAAAAACAAACCAACUCAUUUUCAACGAUGAAAGCGUAUCGAAUUCCUUCAUAAAUUUAAAACUUUUCGGUUUUUACAAACAGAAGCUACACAAUGUUGUAGCGUUAUGGAAAACCCAUUGGUUUCGAACUGUGAGAGAUGCCAGAAACGCAAAUGUUAACUCUUACAAUGUGGCAUCUAUGUAUACAUAUCUAUGGUUCUUGGGUUCACGGAACUCGUCUCCUAAAACCGAUCUGAUGUGACUUUAAGGCAGCAUUAGACAUGUCAUUCUCACCCCUACCCAGUCUUAUCUCAUUAUAAAGUGUAUAGACCAAACACUUACUCAUAUAGUCACACAAAAUAGACUCUGCACAAAUACACAAUAGUUACGGAGCCAAGGGGGUCAAAUUACCCCAAGUUUUUUUAAAGCUCUUUCUAUCUGCUUUAUUCAAAGAAAUAUGAAGGAUUUUUUGUUUAGUUGCAUUCAAAUGUGCCGAAGAGAGAAAUUCAUUGUAUGUCUUCUUGAGUAAUUUUGUUUCUUUUAUAGACAAACUGUGAUAAUCAUUUAGUUGCAAUGUGCUUCCUCCCACAAACAGAUCAUGACUGAUUCAAAGAUAGUGGAAUGAGACGAUGAAAGUAUUUCACGUUCAUUCGAGCUGAUACAAGAAUCAUUCUAGCAAUGUGAAGUCUCUUUCAAUGAAUAAUUGACCACCUAUAGAUGAAGCCAUUACAUUUGUGUGCUUUUGUACAGAAUGAUAAAUAUGUUUGAUUUUGUAAGUUUCUCCUUUUUUUAGCCAAAGUCCUUGUUAAAAUAUAUUUAUACAUCAAAAUGGAGUCAAAAGGCAGCUUUGAACAACUUGGUGUCAAUGAUCUAAUGUUUACGGCAUACGCAGAUCUCAUAGAGUUUAGCUCGGAUGUUAUUAUGAUCAUGAAGAGAAAUGUGUAGGAUAUCCAUAUGAAUCAUGCAUGUAUGUAUGGCUCGAAUCUACUUCAGUUGUCCAAUCUGCGUUUUCAUCAUUUUUACUCUUUGGCGACAUGUUUUUUUUGUCCGUAAAUGUGAUUUUAAGAUGUCAUUUGUAUAGCAAUUUUGUAUGUCAAAGUACCAUGUUUCUUCUAGUCCAUUCGUGGUCGCGUUUAGAGUUUAUGUUAAUGAAAUUGUGUGUUGUUAGCAUUUUGUAACAUAUUUUGUUUCAGAUGGCAAAAUUUAGUAAUAAUAGUAUAUACUUUACUGAGAAUAUAUUCACCAGGUAAACAAUAUAAAUAUAUCAUAUCUUUCAAUUUCGCUUGCCGGGAUCUCACGGAAAGAAAGCGAGUUAUUGUUUUAAUGCACAGAAAAUCUAACAUUGCCUUUCUCUCAAGAGUUGGUUUCUCAAUCCUCCUCAAUAAUUCCCCGGUUAUCUCAUGGAAGUGUACCAACAAUCAAAUGUCUUAUUAUUUAUUUAUUUUUGAAGAAAUGUAUUUAGAUGGUUUGCAUAUUACAAAAGAAGUAUAGGUUAAACUGUGGAGUAACAGCACAAGAGUCUAUACAGUCAUUUAGUCAUACACAUCUCAUUCCAUAACACUCACAUGUCAUGUCUUAAAGAUUCUCACCCCAUCACUUUCUGUUGUAUUACAUGUAGCCUAAUGAACUGCUUCCCCAAACACGUCACUUGUGUCGCAUAUUUAUUUCUUUUUGAAUCGCGGCUUUCUCCAUUGUUGAAGAUUUUAUAAAAUGGUCAUGAAUCAGUUAUCAACAUUUGAUGAUCAAUUGAUGUAUUGGUUAAUAUGUCACACUGACCUGACGUCUGUUAUUAUUCCUGUUGAAUGCAUUACUCUGUUGUAGACUGGACUUACAGUGGGCAGUUAUACAGUGGGCAGUUAAUAUAUUACAUCCUUCUGGCACACAGAAUAUGGCCACUGUUUCUUCAACACAUGAAUUACAGCUCUGCUCUUAUAAUGAAA